Messenger RNA from Penicillium egyptiacum, 1761 nucleotides. The record is from the annotation of a GenBank genome assembly. Lineage: Eukaryota; Fungi; Ascomycota; Eurotiomycetes; Eurotiales; Aspergillaceae.
AUGCAAAAUAAGAUGGCUCGCGUGGUUGCCGAGCCUAAUUCCACGGACGAUAUCUCUCGGAUCCUCAAGCGCCGCGGUCAGAAGAUGUUCGAACAAACCGACAACCAGAAGAAACUGGAGCAGCUUGAUAUCGAUUCCGUCCUUGCAAACGCAGAAUUACACCAAACCGAAGAGGCCGAGCAAAUCCAAGCUGACGGUGGCGAGGAAUUUUUGAAAGCAUUCGACUUCGUCGACAUCAAAGUUGACGAUCUCACCUGGGACGACAUCAUUCCCAAGGAACAGCUCGAGGUGAUCAAGGCCGAGGAAAAGCGCAAAGAUGAUGACCGUUAUCUCGCUGAGGUCGUUGAGCAAAAUCGACCCCGCAAGCGCCACGCCCCCACGGACACUACAGAUUCACGAGAGGAACGCAAGGCGAAACGACUCGCAAGAGCUCAAGUCAAUAUCGACGAUGGCGAGGAAGAGGGUGCCUCCUUGGAUCCUAAGCGCCCCCUCGGAGAAAAAGAAUACCGUGCGCUUUCUCGAGCUUUCCUUCGCUACGGCGAUCUGGAUGACUCUGAAGACCUCAUCCUCGAGGAUGCCAGGUUACAAAGUCGCGAUCGAGGCACCGUUCGUGAUGCUCUUCAUGAAAUUACCGACAAGGCAAACGCACUUGUCCAAGAAAGUCUGGACCAAUUAGAGGCCAUGAAACAAUCGGGUAGGAACCCCACGAAGAAAGAACAGAAGGCCGUCUUGUUCGACCAUCACGGUGUUAAGCGACUCAAUGCAUGGACUAUCGUUGAGCGUCCGCCCGAUAUGCGCCUCAUCCGAAGCAUCAUCAAAGCAUUGACUGAUUUUAAGACAUUCCGGCUUCCUGAGGCUACCAAAUUAGCGGACUACAGCUGCCAGUGGGGUGCGCGUGAAGACGGGAUGCUUCUUGUGGGUAUCGCACGCCAUGGGUUUGGUGCAUGGACCCAGAUUCGUGAUGACACCGAGCUUGGCCUCGGCGACAAAUUCUUCCUCGAGGAACACCGAGUGGAGCGAAAGACGCAACGCCUGCAGACCGAUGAGAAGGCAACAAAAUCACCGGGUGCUGUCCACCUUGUUCGACGAGCUGAAUACCUCAUGUCUGUUCUGAGAAACAAGUACAAUAACAACGCCACAGCAAGAAGGGCAGUUGACAAUCACCACCGCAACAAUAAGCGUGGCUCACGGGUUUCGGGUAGUGGCAGUGUCUCCGCCUCUCCGGCGCCCUCGAGCUCUCGCAGGCCCGAGAAUCCCCGCAAGGGCCACCGUGAAUCUGAUCGAUCACGGCCCCGCCCCCGGGAGGGAGACCGUCAUAAUACUCCCAGCCAUGACUCUCGUCCACGGUCUAGUCUUGAUGAUCGUCCACGCCAUCGUCUAUCCGAUGCCUCUAAUGAUGAGCUUCGUCGCCGCAAAGGUCAUGAGAACGGCAGUUCUAAUAAAGAAGACAUGGCUUUCAUGUUCUUCAAGCCUAUUGUUGCCAACUUGAAGCAAGUGUCAAUGAUCACUGCCAAAAACUACCCAAGCAAAAACGAGCGGGCCCAGAAGCUCCGUCUUACCCUUGUGAAGAUCGGAGAAUUCAUUCGCAAUACUCUGGAGGGCUCACACUCCAUGCCAUCCUUGGAGGUCCGACUCUGGGAUUAUGUUUCACUCAACUACUGGCCAAACAAAGAUGCCAGUGGCGCUAAGCUGCAGCAGAUGUUCAAUAAAGUCAUGGAAGCUAGUAAAGCUUCCAAGGCCUCUAAUGGCAGCUCAGCUUAA